Molecule: messenger RNA, 513 nt
Organism: Closterium sp. NIES-65
Lineage: Eukaryota; Viridiplantae; Streptophyta; Zygnematophyceae; Desmidiales; Closteriaceae
Source: the annotation of a GenBank genome assembly
AUGGCCGGGGCGGGCCCGGGGCCGCAAGUGGCGGCGACGGGGCCGAUAGGGGCGGUGAUGGGGCCGCAAGUGGCGGCGACGGGGCCGAUAGGGGCGGCGACGGGGCCGCUAGGGUCGGCGACGGGGCCGCUAGUGUCGGCGACGGGGCCGCUGGCGGUGACGACGGGGCCGCUGGCUGCGGCAUCGAGGCCGAUAGGAGCGGCGACGGGGCCGCUAGGGUCGGCGACGGGGCCGCUGGCGGCGGCGACGGGGCCGCUGGCGGCGGCGACGGGGCCGCUGGCGGCGGUGACGGGGUCGCUGGCGGCGACGACGGGGCCGAUAGGAGCGGCGACGGGGCCGCUAGGGUCGGCGACGGGGCCACUGGCGGCGUCGACGGGGCCGAUAGGGGCGGCGACGGGGCCGCGAAGGGGCCGCGAGGGGCCUGGAAGGGCGACGACGGGCCGCGAAAGGGGCGGCGUCGAGGCCGCGAAGGGGCCGGGAGGGGCCUGGAAGGGCGGCAACGGGGCCCAGUAG